Durusdinium trenchii is the source of this 444-nucleotide messenger RNA. The record is from the annotation of a GenBank genome assembly. Lineage: Eukaryota; Dinophyceae; Suessiales; Symbiodiniaceae.
AUGUUCAUCGCAGUGGUCGUUAUGGUUCUUCCCUUCGCUUGGGCUGGCGAUCACUUCCUGCACAAGAGGGCUGAAGAUUGCGAUGUGACAGGGCACUUUAGCUGCAACACCACCGUUUUUGAUGAGAUGGGUGAGAUCACCUUCUAUCCCAAUGAGAAGGACGAGGUGACUUUGGUCAAGAACGACUACGCAAAAUUCAUGCGGGUUGGCCUUCACUAUGGGGUUGACAACCAUGAAAUUCAACAUUGCGCAAAAGUGCCCUCACCGCACCUCACCUAUCGCUGUGCCAUUGUCGAGACUGUAGGGCAGGAUCCCAAUGCUCGCUUCCAUGAUGCCUUCACAGACUACGUCUUCAAUGACGAUUGCAGCUCUUUUACCAAGGUGGGGACACAUUUGUCGAACACCGCUGUGGUGAAUGUGGAAUGUGCUCGCAUCAAGCAGUGA